Macrosiphum euphorbiae (potato aphid) is the source of this 2379-nucleotide messenger RNA. Lineage: Eukaryota; Metazoa; Arthropoda; Insecta; Hemiptera; Aphididae. The record is from the annotation of a GenBank genome assembly.
AUGAGAAAUAAAAAAGACCUUCACAUAGCGGGGUGUCUCGGUGAUUUAGAUAGUAAGACAGAAAUACCAGAUAGAUUAAAGAAUUUGGAUGUAAUAUCGCUAAAUAAAAAAGCUGAAUUGUUGUUUGAAAAAGCCAUGACUGCAAAUAAUGAAAAUGAUGAAGAAGUUGUAUACAUUUAUUUAAUGAAAUAUUGUCAAAUUCUACAAGUUAUGAAAAAAACUUUUACAAAUGAUAAAAAGUAUAUUGAUCUUAUGUACAAAGAUAAUUUAAAAAAAGCUAUAAAAAUGCUGACUUAUAUUAAAGAAAGUUUGGAAAGAAGGUAUAAUGAAAAAACAAAAGAAGAAGAUAAUAAUAAAUUAAUUAAACGUUCUAGUCAAAACAGAAAGCGUUUUGAAGAAAAAUUAAAUUUUGAGUUUGAAAGUACAAUAACUAAUGAAAACUUAUUAUAUCUGUUGGACAAUACAGAUAAAAAAAAGAUUUGUUUGCUUGACACAAGACCAUCAGAUAUCUUUAAUAAUAAUAAAAUUAUUUCUUGUGAUGUAAUUAACAUACCAAAAGAAAACUUAGUUCUAGGUUUAACACCUACCAUUAUAACAAGCAAAUUAGAAGAUCAAUUUAAGGAAAUAUGGGCGAAUAGACACAAUUAUAAUUAUAUUGUUAUAUUAGAUCAAGGGACAGAAGAUAUAGAUGAUGAUCAAAGAUUGCUUAAUCUCAAAAAUGCCUUACUUAAAUGGGAUCCAAAUUAUGACAAUAGCAAAAAAGUAAAGUUCCUCAGAGGAGGUUAUGAAGAUUUUAAUCACUUAUGUCCAUGGAAAACUACUCAAAAUAAUAUAUUAAAAUCAAAUAAAGAUAUUGAACCUCUUUCGGAUAUAGAAUUAGAUCCAGAACCUGAAUAUGAAGAACAUGAAAAUAAGCAGAUUCAAUAUCCAUCUUUAGGUACUGUACAGAAUGAUUUGGCCAGAUUAAAAUUUAAUUCAACUUUUCAUAAUGGUUUAACAACAGAUAUUAAAUCAAAAUUGGAUCAUAGAGAAAAUUAUUCCAGUGAAGAAGAUAUAGAUUCUCAGGAAUUAACCCAUACUCCAAUUAACAAACCACAAUUACCCAUUUUCGAUAGAUCUACAAAGCCGAGUGUGAAAAUUAAUCAAUUUAUGAACCCAGAAAUCAUUAAGCCAUUGUAUAAAAAUAAUGACGAAUUAGAUGAUGAAAAUAAUGAAUUACCAAAUAAUAUUGAACAACUAGAAAAUAGAAGAUUAUCACUAGAAAAUAGCUUUUUGGAAAAUGUUGAUUCUUAUGUACGCGAAUACAAAAAUCAAGACACAGAUUUAAAUUCAAUUCCACGUGUAGACCGUUCUACCAAACCAUCCGAUGAUCUACUAAUAGUUUCUAGAACAAAAAUCAUUGGAGGAGAUGGAUUACGAGGAUUACAAAAUUUAGGAAACACAUGUUAUAUGAAUUCAAUACUGCAAUGUUUAAGUAGCACUGAAGAUCUUGUAAAAUAUUUCAUAAACAUUUAUAGUAAUUUCACAAAUUAUAAAAGUAGAACAAAAGGUUUAGUAGCCAAAGAAUUCAGUAAUGUCAUUAAAAACUUGUGGUCACAAUCUGGCAGGGGGUAUCAGAGUCAACAAUUUAAGGAUACAAUCGGAGAAUAUAAAGAUAUGUUCAAACACUAUGAUCAACAAGAUUCUCAUGAGUUUUUAACCAUUCUCUUGGAUUGGCUUCACGAUGAUUUAAAUCAACCGGAGGACAAUAGGGUUAUUUUAGGUGCUUCAAAAGAAACAGGCGAAGAAGAUUGGGGAAAUUGGACUAAAGCAAACAAUUCUAUUAUCCAACAACUUUUUUAUGGUCAACAAAAAUCAACAGUUUCUUGUGACACAUGUUUUGAAAAGUCUGUUACUUUUGAACCAUUUUUAAGUCUUAGUCUACCAUUGCCAUCUGAGGGUAACAAAUGUACUCUUUCAGAUUGCCUUCAGUUAUACUUGAAUGGUGAAUCAAUAUGUGGUUGGCAUUGUCCAAAAUGUAAACGAAGCAGAGAUGCUACAAAAAAAUUAGACAUAAUGAGACUUCCUCCAUAUUUAAUCAUACAUUUGAAAAGAUUUUCAAGCAAUGGUUACAAAAAGAAUUCAAAUGUUGAAUUCCCCAAAAUGAAUCUUGAUAUGUCAAAUUUUAUUAAUGGUUUAGAACACCGUAAUUGGAAGUACUGUUUAUAUGGUGUAUCAAAUCAUUCUGGAUCACUUGAUGGUGGACAUUACACGGCUAGUUGCCUUAAAAAUUCAAUAAACAAAUGGUAUAAGUUUGAUGACGUCCGGGUGUACGAAAUCGAUUCUUCAACAAUUUGUUCUCCAGAAGCUUAUAUUUUAUUUUAUCGUCGGAAAAAUUAA